UAAAUCUGAGUGAUCGAUGAACGAUAACCAUGGCCUGUCCUGAUGCAGAAACAGUAGUUCUGAGGAAGAAAAGCUUACUGUAGAUCUUUUGUUGCUAUCCAUGUUUAAUGCAGCAAUAGGUGAGCACAUGAUCCCUUUCUUUGCAGAAAAGAAGGCUAUCAUGGCUCAUGACCAAUGACCAUCAUUUCCUGGUCUCAGUCCUCACAUUCUACUGUUCCUUUUGCCGGUAGAGUUGUCGCAGCAAGCAGCAUCACAAGGUAUGCAUUUUGAUCGAUACAAGCAACACUUCCCUCUAAAAUACAAAUACCAUCUGAUCCCAAGGGAGUAGAACCACUUCAGGCCUCUUCUCCAUGGGAGAAACCACAAGAAACCAAGCCCCUUGUGCGAUGGCAGAGACAGGUGAAGCCAGGAGGAAGCUCAAGAGAAGCAACAGAAGCAAGAAGCAAGAACAGAGGAGAGCCAAGAAGUCACCGGCUUGGAGAGCCCUGAGAAACUUAUUCUCGUGUAAGGAUCAGAGAGAUGCACGAGGGAGGAAGAAAGGCAAGAAGAGGGACAGCACGAGUGAGACGAGUCAGGAAGCAACCACAGCCGCUGCAGUGAAUCCUUGUAAUACUUCUAGCAGAUCCCUGAGAUCUCCUUGCAAGGAUGUCAGUGGGGAUAUAUCCACUUCCUUCGCUUCUUAUUCAUCCGCCUCUAUCGUUGCCUCUGCUACUGCGUCUUCUUCAUCAUCAUCCUCUUCUUCUGUCGGAGGAUCUCUUACUGGAAUGCACCUGAGGAGGCUUUCUGGGUGCUACGAGUGUCAUGUGAUGGUUGAUCCCAUUAAUGGACCAUCCAGGGAUCCUUCCAUGAGGGUUUCAAUCUGUUCUUGCCCGCACUGCGGGGAGAUAUUUGUGAGGCCUGAGUCUUUGGAGCUUCACCAGGCGGUCAGACAUGCAGUAUCAGAAUUGGGUCCUGAGGACACCAGCAGAAACAUCAUCGAGAUCAUUUUCCAGUCAAGCUGGCUCAAGAAUCAAACUCCAGUUUGCAAGAUAGACAGGAUCCUGAAGGUCCACAACACCCCGAAGGCCAUCACAAGGUUCGAAGACUACAGAGACUCCAUCAAGACCAAAGCCGACAACAAGCUCGCCAAAAAGCAUCCGAGGUGCGUCGCCGAUGGGAACGAGCUCCUGAGGUUCCACUGCACCACCCUCGCGUGUUCCCUCGGCUUCAACGGCUCCACCAAUCUGUGUCAGUCGAUGGAACGCUGCGACGUGUGCAGCAUCAUCCGAGACGGGUUCAAGCUCGAUGAGGCCGGGAAGGUCCAAACCAUGGCGACCAGCGGGAGGGCGCAUGACAUGGCUCGCGUAAGCUCGUCGGACGAGGAGAAGAGAGCGAUGCUGGUUUGCAGGGUGAUCGCGGGGCGGGUGAAGAAGAAGAGUCAAGAUGCCGUCGAUGAGUUCGACUCGGUUGCGGGUUCUGCAGGAACGUACUCCAACAUAGAUGAGCUGUUUGUGUUCAGCCCCAAAGCCAUAUUGCCAUGUUUCGUGGUGAUAUAUACAGGUUUUUAGUGUCAUCACCGUAUGUCAUGGUUCUUUGCUUGGAUUCA
Musa acuminata AAA Group (dessert banana) is the source of this 1585-nucleotide messenger RNA. RefSeq lists its product as uncharacterized. The record is from RefSeq and is a predicted model, not a curated record. The transcript is spliced from 2 exons. Lineage: Eukaryota; Viridiplantae; Streptophyta; Magnoliopsida; Zingiberales; Musaceae. The coding region runs from base 351 to 1547 and encodes 398 amino acids.